CCAACCAGACUACCACCUUAUCUAUAUGUGAUCUAAUGAUAUCCAAUGGAAAUCUAUUAAAUGUAUCAAAUGCUCCACUACUUCAAACGGCCAACUUCCAUGGCCUCCAUAUUCCUCUACUCACUACAGGUAGGAUCUUUUGACUCACUGGAAUAGUGUAAAUUCAGGACAUGUGCAAUCAUUCACUGCCCUCACAUAUUGAGCGAAGUAGGAUAUCAAGACUUAAACCUGACCUUUGAUAUAUGAAGUUGAGCUACUUACCAUUCGAGUUAACCCUGACGGUUAACCAAUGACAAUCCAUUCUGCUGAGUUCUUUCCUCACUGCCUUGCCUUUAGUACUCAGCUGCUGAUCAAACCCACUCCAUAUCCUCAUCACAAUUCUUUAUUGAGCUGCAUAAACCCUAGUCCUCAUGACAGUAUCACCAGAAACCCACCAAAAGUAGUGAAGGUUUGUGCUGAAACAAGACCUACCCUUUUGCAAUCUCAUGGUUGCAGAGAGACCCAUUUGAUCAAACUGCUCAAUAGGUCCUGCAAGUCAGGGAAAUUCAAUGAAUCACUCUACUUUCUUGAGUGUUUGGUGAAGAACAAGGGUUAUAAACCUGACGUGAUUCUUUGUACAAAGCUAAUGCAGGGCUUCUUCAAUUCCAAAAAUUUUAAAAAAGCAAUUAGAGUUAUGGAAAUUUUAGAAUCACAUGGUGAUCCUGAUGUUUUCGCCUACAAUGCUUUGAUCAAUGGCUUCUGUAAGCUAAAUCAGAUUGAAUCAGCUAAUCAAGUGCUGAAUCGGAUGAGAGAUCGAGGUUUUUCACCCGAUAUUAUCACAUAUAAUAUAAUGAUUGGAAGUCUUUGUAGUAGAGGGAAGCUGAGAUUAGCCUUGAAGGCUUUGGAUCAAUUGUUGGAUGAUAAUUGUGAGCCUACUGUGAUCACCUACACAAUCUUGAUAGAGGCAACUGUUCUUGAAGGCGGUAUAAAUGAGGCAAUGAAGCUAUUCGAUGAAAUGUUAUCGAAAGGGCUUCUACCGGAUAUGUAUACUUAUAAUGCAAUUGUUAGGGGAUUGUGUAGGGAAGGAAUGUUGGAUCGAGCUUUUGCCUUCGUUAGGAGCUUACCAGGUAAGGGCUUUAAACCGGAUGUGAUCUCAUAUAAUAUGUUGUUGAGGGCGAUAUUGACAGCGAGGAAAUGGAAUGAUGGUGAAAAGCUAGUAACUGAAAUGUAUUCCAUAGGUUGUGAGCCAAAUGUGGUUACUUAUAGCAUCUUGAUAAGCUCCUUUUGUCGCGAAGGCAAGAUUGAUGAAGCGGCUGAUGUCUUGAAGCUUAUGAUGGAGAAAGGAUUGAGUCCAGAUACUUACAGUUAUGAUCCAUUGAUUUCAGCACUAUGCAAAGAGGGGAAAUUGGAUUUGGCGAUUGAGUUCAUCGAUUGUAUGAUCUCAAAUGGUUGCUUGCCAGAUAUUGUGAACUACAAUACAAUUUUGUCUGCUUUGUGCAAGAAUGGGAAUGCUGAUCUGGCCAUGGAAAUCUUUGAGAAACUUAGAGAAAUUGGUUCUUGUCCUCCAGAUGUGAGUUCUUACAACACUAUGUUUAGUGCUUUGUGGAACAAUGGGGAUAGGACUCAGGCGUUGAGAAUGGUUUCAGAGAUGAUAGAGAAAGGGAUUGAUCCCGAUGAAUUUACAUACAAUUCGCUGGUGUCUUGCUUGUGCAGAGAUGGAAUGGUGGAUGAGGCACUCGAGUUGUUGGAAGACAUGGAGGGGAGUGGAUUUCAGCUAACGGUUAUAACCUACAAUAUUGUGAUUCUUGGGUUGUGCAAAGCUCAUAGAAUUAAUGAUGCAAUUGGCAAGUUAGCGGAGAUGGUGGAGAAGGGCUGCAGGCCAAAUGAAACCACUUAUGUUUUGUUGAUUGAAGGAAUUGGUUUUGCAGGGUGGCGGUCUGAGGCCAUGGAGAUGGCGAAUUCGCUCUUUGCAAUGAAUGCUAUUUCUAAAGAUUCGUUCAAACGUCUGAACAAAACGUUUCCGAUGCUUGAUGUUUAUAAAGAUAUUGUUAGUACAGGAAACUAGUAGUUUGUCAUUCAAUUGAUUUUGAUUCCUGUUUCUUAUGAGGGAAAUCUGAUCCGACUUUGUUUGA
This is a messenger RNA of Camellia sinensis, 2111 nucleotides long. The record is from RefSeq and is a predicted model, not a curated record. NCBI's taxonomy places the organism in Eukaryota, Viridiplantae, Streptophyta, Magnoliopsida, Ericales, Theaceae.